Penicillium bovifimosum is the source of this 675-nucleotide messenger RNA. RefSeq names its product mitochondrial 54S ribosomal protein uL23m. Gene Ontology annotation, molecular function: structural constituent of ribosome. Gene Ontology annotation, biological process: mitochondrial translation. The record is from RefSeq and is a predicted model, not a curated record. The transcript has 3 exons. Gene Ontology annotation, cellular component: mitochondrial large ribosomal subunit; ribosome. Lineage: Eukaryota; Fungi; Ascomycota; Eurotiomycetes; Eurotiales; Aspergillaceae. The coding region runs from base 1 to 675 and encodes 224 amino acids.
AUGGUUCGUCUCAAGAGCGUGGAAGCCAAGGCCCUGCAGCGCCUGCAGAAACAGGCCGGCGUCAAUCAACCGAAAGACAAAUUGUCUAGCGUCAACGGCAAGAAAGUGUACCUCCCUCAAUUCCGCAUCGCCCUCGUCCGAACCCCCAACCUCUCCCCCCGAUAUGCUCAAUUCCGCGUCCCCCUCAACUUCAACAAGUUCGAUCUCCGAAACUACCUCUGGAACCUAUACGGCGUCGGCUGUCUCGGCAUCCGCAGUUACGUCCAGGCACAGCCCAUUACGCGCAUCUCGCGCGAUGGAAAGGGUUACGGGCCAUGGCGUCGACCCAAGUCGCAGAAGCGCAUGACUGUUGAAUUGAAGGAGCCUUUCGUUUAUCCUGCUGAGCCGAAGGAUCUUGAACCAUGGGAAAAGGAAUCUUGGGAGAAGGCCGAGAAGUGGCAGAUCGAGCAACAAGAGAAGGAGAACCCUAAGCGGAAUGCCGGCGAAGAGCCGGACCACGCUUUGCGUGCCGCCUUCAAGGAACAGGCUAAGCAGCUGCUCGAGGAGAAGGAGACUUGGAGACCGACUUGGAAGGCUUUGGGUCUUGAGCCGCAUAAGGCUAACAAGGCUAAUUUCGUUGCGCCUUCUACGCUGCCGGCUUGGUAUAAUAAGUCGCGUAAGCAUGGCGCGCGGUAA